This is a messenger RNA of Ipomoea nil (Japanese morning glory), 885 nucleotides long. Its product is annotated as spidroin-1-like. The annotation marks the transcript as partial. NCBI's taxonomy places the organism in Eukaryota, Viridiplantae, Streptophyta, Magnoliopsida, Solanales, Convolvulaceae. The record is from RefSeq and is a predicted model, not a curated record. The transcript has a single exon.
AUGCAGGGAGGAGAGAAAAGGGCGACGCGGGCGGCCCGGGGCGGCGAGGAGGCAGGAGAACUCGACGGAGCGCACGGCCGGAGCGCCGGCGACGCAGCAGGCAAAGGGCGGCCCGAGCAACGGGCGAGGGAGGAGAGGGCCGACCAGGGGGGGACGGGGGGACGGAGAAGGAGGGGGCGAGGCCGGAGAGGGAGCCGGAGAAACGGCGACCACAGCCAAGGAAGGCAGCAGGGCGCGCAAAGGACCCAAGCCGGACACGGGGAGGGAGGGACAAGAAAGAACAAGACCGGGCGCGAGCGAGGCGGGAAGGGGAAGGAGGACAAGCGAAAGCCCGGAACGAGGAGCCAGGGAGGGCAAGGCGGGGGCCAGCAGCGCGGGAAGGCCAGCGCCAAGAGCGGAGAGGGAAGGGGGGCAGGGAAAAAGCGCGGGGACGGGGGAGGGGCCGGCCGGGCCGCCCCACGGGGGGGCACCGGGCGGCGCGGCCCGGCGGCGGCGAGGCGCGCCGGGCCGGAAGGGGCCGGGCGGGCCGCCGGCGCGGGGACGGGAAGAAAGGAGAGGCGCAAAGCAAGCCGACGCGCGGGAGACAGGAGCAGGGAGAACAGGAGAGGAGGGCGGGCCGAGGACGGGGGCCGGCGGGAGCGGGAGGAAGAGGAACAGGGACAGGCGGGGCAGGCGGAGGGCAGAGGCAGAGGGGGAAAGGCGGGGAGGGAGGAAAGACGAACAACGGCGAAAGCAGGGGCCAAGGAGGGGGGCAGGAAGCAAGAACGAAAGGGGGGGGCGCGAAGACGAGCAGAGACCGGCCGAGGCGCAACCAGAAACGAGGCCGACCAGGGAGCGGCGGAGGGGGCGGGGAGGACGCCGCCGGCACCGGAGGAGAAAGCAAAG